AUGUUUUCUGUGGGCGUGCGACGGGGGGUCACCCCUCUGGCCCGUUCGAUGGCCACACACGCCCGCGUCUCCACCAUCUUGGAAAAGAAGCCAGAAGACGUAGUCAUCACGUUUGCCAAGCGCACACCUCUCGGUCGGGCAAAGAAAGGGCAGCUCAAAGACUUCCCGGCCGACGAGCUUAUGCGCGCACUCAUAGCGGCGACACUCGACAAGACCAAGUUGGAUCCUGCAAAGAUUGAUGAUAUUUGUGUAGGAACUUGUCACCCGCCAUCACCCGCAUACAUUUCUCGUGCAGCAGCGCUCGCGGCAGGUGUACCAGCGAGUGUACCCGUUUCUACUGUGAACCGACUAUGUGGUUCUGGUCUACAAGCUAUCAGAGCGAUUGCCACUGCCGUUGAAAGCCGACAAAUGACUCUCGGCAUGGCCAUCGGUGUGGAGAGUAUGUCCCAGAAUCCGCGGCCUACGCCUGAGAUCGUGGAUGCGGUGGAUGCCAAUCCACAGGCUCACGACUGUGUUCAGCCUAUGGGAUGGACUUCAGAGAUGGUUGCGCAGGUAUAUAAUAUUUCCAGAGCCAAGCAAGAUGAAUAUGCGUUCAUAUCACAUUCCAGAGCAGAGAAGGCUACCGCAUCUGGGAUAUUCUCUGAAGAGAUUGCCCCUAUUGAAAUACGAGGUACUGUGAUCUCCACCGAUGAUACUGUGCGAAUGGGCACAACUGCGGAGGGCCUUGCUAAGUUGAAGCCGUCGUUCCCCAACUGGGGAGAGUCGUCUACAACUGCUGGAAAUGCCAGUGGCUUGGGCGAUGGGGCCGCACUGUGCAUUAUGACUACCCGUGCCAAUGCGGAGAAAGAGGGCCUCGAGAUUCUUGGUAAAUAUGUGACGAGUAGUUUCGUGGGUGUGGAGCCACGGUAUAUGGGCAUUGCUCCCGUUGUAGCCAUCCCGCAAGUCCUGGCUCAGGCCGGGCUCUCCAAAGAAGACGUUGACGUAUUUGAGAUCAAUGAGGCAUUCGCGUCGCAAUUUGCCUACUGUGUUGAGCAACUGGAUGUCCCUAUUGCCAAGAUCAAUCCAAAUGGAGGAUCAAUUGCUUUGACACACCCUCUCGGAAUGACUGGCGCGCGCCAAGUGGUGACUGGACUGGCAGAAUUGCGCCGUCGCGGCGGUGCCAUAUUGUGCACAAGCAUGUGUAUAGGCAGCGGCAUGGGUGGAGCGGGCAUUUUUGUCAAUGAGCUUCGCUGA
This is a messenger RNA of Fibroporia radiculosa, 1233 nucleotides long. RefSeq lists its product as uncharacterized. The coding region runs from base 1 to 1233 and encodes 410 amino acids. Lineage: Eukaryota; Fungi; Basidiomycota; Agaricomycetes; Polyporales; Fibroporiaceae. Gene Ontology annotation, cellular component: peroxisome. Gene Ontology annotation, biological process: fatty acid beta-oxidation; phenylacetate catabolic process. The record is from RefSeq and is a predicted model, not a curated record. Gene Ontology annotation, molecular function: acetyl-CoA C-acyltransferase activity. The transcript has 10 exons.